This is a messenger RNA of Ilyonectria robusta, 2085 nucleotides long. RefSeq lists its product as uncharacterized. NCBI's taxonomy places the organism in Eukaryota, Fungi, Ascomycota, Sordariomycetes, Hypocreales, Nectriaceae. Gene Ontology annotation, molecular function: flavin adenine dinucleotide binding; monooxygenase activity. The record is from RefSeq and is a predicted model, not a curated record. The coding region runs from base 1 to 2085 and encodes 694 amino acids. The transcript has a single exon.
AUGACUCAAGAGACCAUUCAAGGCUGGACCGACGAUGCAAUUCGCCCACCCAAUGCCAAUUCCACCGUUGGCUGGGCUGGGGUGCCCUUAUCCCAGACUCUGGGUUACUAUGGUCAUAUCAAACGGGCCACGCUUCCAACAAAUAGCCGACUUGGCUUCACUCCAGACUAUGCCUCUGUGAAUGUCGCCGCGAUUGCAGAGUCUUUUGUAAAUUCCUUUGCAAAAGUCAUUGAAUCGCAGGAUGUGGACGCCAUCGUCGACUUUAUCUACAGAGACGGAUACUGGAAGGAUGUCGAGUUGUUAACAUGGGACAUUCGGUCCCUCCACGGACACGAUCUCAUUCGGCCCAUGCUCAAAGUGCGACUCCCGAAGACUGAAAUCAAGAACAUCAAACUCAAUGACCAGAUUCCUCCGUCCUUGGAGACUCUGGGCGACGAUCUCUCCUUCAUAAUUAUCCACCUAGAGUUCGACUUUUUACAUGGCACUGGGGUCGGGGUUAUGCGCCUUAGCCCGUUCAUGGCCAAGACGGGCUCAGCUGCUGAGCUGGCAGACGUCGAUUCUUGGAAGAUAUACACCAUCGGCACUGCCUUGGAAACAGUUCAAGGCUGGGACGCUGAGAGUGGCGAUAAGAUGCGCUACCAACAUGCCAAGGUCCACGAUCCUCUGGGCCAAGGUCGCGCCUAUGAGGAAAUCAGACAGGAUGAGCUUCAAGGCAACGAAGGAUUCGAUCCCACAGUCGUCAUAGUUGGAGCUGGACACACCGGGCUGGCCAUGGCUGCGCGAUGCAAGGUUCUCGGCAUUCCACAUCUCAUCAUCGAAAAGGAGGAUCGCGCCGGAUACAGCUGGGCAAGUCGCUAUGCCACUCUGUCUCUCCAUGGCCCGACCUUUACCAACCAUCUGCCCUGCCUUCCUUUUCCGCACUGGUUUCCUGUCUUUAUGCCUGCGCCCCAGCUGGCAAGAUUCCUACAGAGCUAUGCCGACAUCAUGGACCUGAAUAUCUGGACCAAAUCUGAGAUCGAUGGUAGAAACGCCGUUUAUGACGAGGAGCAGGGAAGGUGGACUGUCUCUGUUACACGGGAAGAUGGCACGAAACGUGUGCUUCACCCUCGUCAUUUGAUGAUUGCCACAGGCAUAUCUGGAACCUUACCGAGCAUUCCCAAGGUUCCAGGCAUGGCUGAGUUCGAGAAGAACGGCGGUCUCGUUGUCCAUUCUUCACGUCAUCGCACAGGACCAGACUGGAAAGGCAAGAAAUGCAUCGUCGUAGGCGCCGCAACCUCUGCACACGACAUUUCGUACGAGCUGAGCGAGAAGGGCUGCGAAGUGACCAUGAUCCAGCGAAGCGCAACGCACGUCAUGUCCGUGGAGAAGAGCGUCCGACACUUCUUCCGAAGCCGUGAGCUCACGAAUCGAAGGGGCGGCUUGCCCGUAGAACUCUUGGACCAGACGAACUUUCUGCGACAUCCAUUCCCGGUUGAGUACGAGCUAUUGCCUCGUGGACAAACCAAGGCUCGAGAACUGGAUCGCGAUCUACUCGAGUCUCUAAAGAAGGUCGGGUAUCGUCUCCAUGAUGGAUAUCACGGCGGUGGCGCGUAUUCCAUGUUCCUAUUCGACCAGGGAGGGUUUUAUUGGGACACUGGUUGUUGUCAACUGAUUGCAGACAAAACAGUUCGUCUGGUGCACUCAGAGAUUGACCGGUUCACCAAGGAUGGUGUUGUUUACAAAGACAGCACAAGCCAAGAAGCCGAUGUGGUCAUCUUUGCAACAGGCUACAUGAACUCCAAGGGUGCCAUCCAGGCUCUUAUGGGCGAUGAGAUGGCCAAGAAAUGCCAUGAGCGAUGGGAGAAGGGAAACGCCUUCUUCCUCGGGCCUGAGGGCGAAUCCAUCAUCAACUACUGUCCGCUCCCUCAGAAAGGUUUGUAUUCCAUGUUCCAUCAGUUCUCAUUCACGCGGUUCCAGUCAGCCCGCCUUGCUCUUCGCAUCAAGGCCGAGGAGCUGGGGAUUGACGUGACUCCGUAUGGAAGCAAACCUCUUGGGCCUCCGAGCACAGCGGCUGGGCGUCAGCCUCAACCAAACGGGACGGUGUGA